AUGGACCUGGACGCAUUAGCUCCUCGAGAUGAUACCAGUUGCUCAGGAUCGAAGCAGUGGUAUGUCUGCUCAGCUGGAAAUUUUCGCGGCUGCUGUGCGAGUGAUCCUUGCACUUCGGGAAUCUGUUUCGACGAUAAUGUGAGCCUGUUGCACUUGACGAGUGCAGCGAGUUCUGCAUCGUCUACGACCUCGAGCUCAAGUACGAGCACGAUUAUGAAGACAAGCACGGUCACGAUCCCAACCGCAAGCUCUACUACAUCUUCUACCACAGUCUCGAAUACUUCUGCUUCAACAACGACGUCAGUGUCUUCAGAGACUUCCUCCGCAGCGGCUAAUAGCACGGAACAUUCGAGUUCAACCACGACUACCACAGCUACAGGCGGAGUAGCAGCGGCAUCCACCGGCACUCAAUCGUCCAGCAAAGGACCCAUCAUCGGUGGAGUUGUCGGAGGUCUCAUCGCUCUGAUACCUGUCAUUCUGCUGUUGUGGUUCUGCAGACGACGGAGAAAGAGACAUGGAAAAUCGUAUACAUGCCAUCGACGGCGAUCUCCAUCUACCAAGUCCCUGCAUAACCGUGAAAUGGCCUCAGUAUCCAAGACAGAGCUGGCACAAUUGGAGACGGAUUCUACCAAGCUACAUAAUGAGUCCCACCACGGCAGCGAAACAGCCUCACCACCAAUCAACUCGACCACACAUUCCACCCUUUCAACUCCCGGUUCAACCACAGCGCUAAGCAGCCUUAGUGCUCCAACCGUCUCACCCGAUCCAUCAGAAUACUCAACUCUCAGCUCGGGUAUCCUGAGUACCUCAUCAGGCGGAUUCGCCCGACUCCCACCACUACGAAUGCCAAACCCACAACCACCCACCGAGAUGGAAGCAAGUAUACCUAAAAGCGAAUCGCAAACCGCCGCCGAACUCUCAGAUACAGGCUUCUACAGACAACGCGCCGAACUAGCAGCCCAUUCUCAGAGUGAACUCAUAAACGUGCCCCUCGAAAGGAGAAGACGGAAAAGUCCACUCAACCCGGGUUCUUCACCUUCAUCUUCUAGCGGCAGCGGUAGCAGCGAGUCUAGCCCCAGAUCUGCGGUUGACAAGAGCGGCAGUUCACCAGUGACAAGCCGACAUACAGCCCGCAGAGUGGUGACGAGAGAUGGAGUCGUUAUGGGCGCGAAUCUAGAUCGAUAUUCGACGAUCCGGGAUCCAGAGCGUGGUGAGGUGAAAGGAGGGAAGAAGAGUGAUGCUGGACAGGAACAUGUUAUGAGUUUUAUGACUUUUGGUGGGAGUGAGUUUGAGAUGGUGCAAAGGAGGGGUCUGGUAGCCCUAGACAGGGCAAUGGAGGGUCAGCUUCAGGAAGUAAUGAGAGAGAAGGUGGGAGUGUAUCAAGGGCGUCGCGAUCAGUCCCGCGGGUUGUUCUGGAGGAUUUUGGUGCUUCGUCGAUUGGUGAGGCUCCGCCUGCUUAUGAUGCUGGGGGUGUAG
Molecule: messenger RNA, 1476 nt
Organism: Penicillium subrubescens
Lineage: Eukaryota; Fungi; Ascomycota; Eurotiomycetes; Eurotiales; Aspergillaceae
Exons: 2
Coding region: 1-1476 (491 amino acids)
Source: RefSeq, a predicted model, not a curated record